Molecule: messenger RNA, 246 nt
Organism: Prunus armeniaca (apricot)
Lineage: Eukaryota; Viridiplantae; Streptophyta; Magnoliopsida; Rosales; Rosaceae
Source: the annotation of a GenBank genome assembly
AUGGAAAAUGUCUUCCAUGACUACUAUUUCAAGAUUCAGCUGGAAGUCACCAUCAGUGAUCUUGCUGCCCUCAAACAGAGUGAAGAUGAGCCUGCCCAAGACUUCAUAACCAGGUUUAGAAAGCUCAAAAUGGAAUGCCGAAUCCCUAUGGAAGAAAGGCACUUCAUCCAAAUGGCUCAAACUGCCCUUAAAAAACUGGCAAACAAAGCAUCUAAGUACAAGGAACUGCUCAAGGAAGAACAAUAG